UUUGUAAUACAGCCGCGUGCGCCGUACAGACCGAGAGCUCCCACUUCCUGGAGCUCCCAAUAAGCCGCUUUUGCUCCGAGGGGGGGCAGAAAACAAAAACAACACGAACAACAUGGAGGCGACGAGUUAAAGUUCGUGUGUAAUGGGUGGAAGGACGUGUGGCACAAAAAUAAUAACAAUAACAAUAAAGCCAAUGUCGGGGAGCUUGUAUUCCUCCGCAAUACAGCUAAGCUAAGCGGCCUAGCUAAGUAGCUAACGCUCCAGCUCGCUGGCAGAGUCGCCGGCGUUAUACUUUUAUUUACUUUAUGGUUCCAGCGCAAAAACCUCCACCGACUGCCUUGCAAACGCAUUAUUUAUUCCGGACAGGUAACAUUACUGUCUCCUGUCACGUCCUUCGCACUUUCCACGGAAGAGCUCGCGCGUUAGCCCGGUACCGCUGUGCUAGCAUGUUAGCUAGCUAGCUAACAUGCUAGCUAGCUAACUUUCCAAAGUUGCUGCAAAAAUCCCUCAGUGUGCGUGUGUGCGUGUGUGAUGCACGGCCUGGCAGUACGACUCAUCCACACGCUUAAUUUUUACACCGCCGACGACGACGUCCUUUUUGUUGCCACAUACUGAAUGUUCUUAGCUUUUUAUUAUUGUUUUUUUUUUUUUUUGAACGCGUCGUAUUGGUGUUUUAAUGCUUGGUGCUAGCUAGCUAGCUGGCUAGCGAUGUCUGUCCCGUCCUCAGAAAUGCUCGAGACGCCUCCUGGAUAUCCUUUCGAAGAGAUUGAUUAUGCAGACAUUGAUGUGGAAGAGGUGGUGGGCAGAGGAGCUUUCGGGGUCGUGUGCAAGGCCAAAUGGAAAGGCAAAGACGUUGCAAUCAAGACCAUAGAGAGUGAAUCCGAAAGGACGGCUUUUGUCGUAGAGCUUCGUCAGUUGUCUCGCGUGAAUCACCCCAACAUCGUGAAGUUGUACGGCUCCUGUCAGAAUCCCGUAUGCCUGGUAAUGGAGUACGCAGAAGGGGGCUCUCUGUACAACGUGUUGCACGGCGCCGAGCCACUCCCCCACUACACAGCGUCCCACGCCAUGAGCUGGUGUAUGCAGUGCGCUCAGGGCGUCUCGUAUCUCCACGGCAUGAAACCAAAGGCUCUCAUUCACAGGGACCUCAAGCCACCCAAUCUGCUGCUGGUCGCCGGAGGAACCGUUCUGAAGAUCUGCGACUUCGGGACGGCGUGCGACAUCCAGACGCACAUGACCAACAACAAAGGCAGCGCGGCCUGGAUGGCUCCCGAGGUGUUCGAAGGCAAUAACUACAGCGAGAAGUGUGACGUGUUCAGUUGGGGCAUUAUUCUUUGGGAGGUGAUCACACGCAGGAAGCCCUUUGAUGAGAUCGGAGGACCAGCCUUCCGGAUCAUGUGGGCCGUGCACCGCGGAACUCGUCCUCCCCUCAUUAAGAACCUGCCCAAGCCCAUAGAGAGCCUGAUGACACGCUGCUGGUCCAAAGAUCCCUCGCAGCGGCCUUCCAUGGAGGAGAUUGUCAAAAUCAUGAUGCACCUGAUGAAGUAUUUCCCUGGGUCAGACGAGCCCCUGCAGUACCCAUAUCAAUAUUUGGACGAAGGCCAGAGUAACUCUGCCACCAGCACAGGCUCGUUCCCCAGCAUGAGCAACAGGAACGACGGCAGCAUGGAUCACGGCACGCCGGCUGGCACUAACGACACCAUCAAGACCAUCGAGAAGUUCGCACCGUUCAAACCAAAGGCGGAUCCUCUGAGGCCCGGGCAUUCUCUGUCGAGAGGCGGCAGCGUCGAGAGUCUCUCAGUGCCGGGCAGGACGCACUGCCUGCCCUCAUCCGACAGCAAACGAAUGAGCGCUGACCUCUCUGAGCUCAGACAAGACGACAAGAUGCCCUUCUCUCCAGCGCGGCCGCAGUAUAAACGAGGCCACCGCAAAACGGCGUCGCACGGCACCAUUCUGGACAUUCCAGAGAUCGUCGUCACAGCCACCUGCGACCUUAGACGGAGGUCGGUACAGGAUCUCCCCGCCGCCUUCCCCGGCGAGACAGGACAGGAAAGCAGGAGCAGCAGCAGGUCGUCCAGUCCCAGCGUGAGGAUCGACAAAAACAGAUGCCACAUCUCUCCCGAUGACCCUACAGACUCUAACGGUUCUGAUAACUCCAUUCCCAUGGCUUAUCUGACGCUGGAUCACCAGUUACAGCCACUCGCUCCGUGCCCGAACUCCAAGGAGUCGAUGGCGGUGUUCGAGCAGCACUGUAAGAUGGCGCAGGAGUACCUGAAAGUGCAGACGGAGAUCGCUCUGCUCAUCCAGAGGAAGAACGAGCUGAUAGCCGAGCUCGAUCAGGACGAGAAGGACCAGCAGAACACGUCUCGCCUGGUCCAGGAGCAAAAGAAACUUCUAGAAGAGAACAAGAGCUUGUCCACUUACUUCCAGCAGUGCAAGAAGCAGCUGGAGCUCAUCCGUGCACAGCAACAGAAAAGACAGGGCACGUCGUGAUGCCCCUCCAGAAGAGAAAAAACAAACGCCCCACACACAGACUGGCUCACUUACAUCACGUUUUCUUUUUCUUUUCUAGUUUUUUUUUCCUCUCAGCCCCAGUUAAUCAUGACUUCUUCCUGUAGCAGCCCGUUUCCGACGCCACGGAUUGACUUGGCUAAGACUGUGCACGAGCAUGCUGCCUCCAGACCAGGAUCUAGAGUGUUUGAAACGCCAGCUACAAGUUCUCUUUUAUUCAAAAAUAAAAGAGCAGUGCGCUUGUCUACCACACUAAUGCACCUGUCGGGCCCGACGAGCCAAAGUGUUCAGUUUCGGGGCCUUAGGGAAGGACCCCGUCUGUGUUAAAUCCCAUCGGUUCGCAGGGACGUCUGUGUUCGAAUUUGCCCUUCCUCACCAAUCCCACAAUUCCCCUGGAGGAUCGGCCGACGCCACUUUGCCGGCUGUCCAUCCUUACGAAUGUGAACACAAAGCAGUUUUAAGUUACAUGGAUUCUAAACUGAUUUUAUUGUGUUUAUAUAUAUAUAUAUAUAUAUAUAUAUAUAUAUAUAUAUAUAUAUAUAUAUAUAUAUAUAUCUUAGUUCAUAUCUUAUUUUUAUGUUUAACCUUAUGCAAAAACUAUGUAUCUUUUAUGAUAUUUCUUGCUAAAGGCAUUUUUAACGUUAAGAGGGGGAUGUAUUUUGCGUAUGCCUUGCACGUUGUACCUUGAACCCGGCGCCUGUGACGAAAUAAGGGAGCCUAAAAAAAAGAAAAAAAACAGAUGCAAUAUUUUAAACAGCUUUGUUUUGUUCAUUAGCCGUAAAGCCAGAUUAACCCGGCUCCGCAGUAUAGGCUACGUUAUUGUGAUGCCACGCCAGCUAAUCAAGAUUACUUUGAAGAGUUUUUUUUUUUUUUUUUUUCCCUUUCCUCUUUAUUUAUCAUCCGCUGACGUACGGUGACUUGCACACAGGUGUCGAUGGAGUAGAAGCUGUAGAAUCUCACAGGCUCACUCCUGCCUGAACCCCUUUUUUUUUUUUUUAUUAUUAUUAUUUUUGUUUAUUUUUUUAUUAUUCUUAGUUCACAUGUUGCCUUACAGGUUUAAUCGCUUGCAGUUACUUGUGGCGGACUCGUUAAGUGUAAUUAACAGUAUAACCUAUCGGUGUGCGCGAGUGGAUUUCUUUUUUUCUUUUCUUUUUUUUUUUCUUUUAUGCAAAGAAAUGGAAUCAGGAAGCUAACGUGAGCCGGAUUAUUAUUAUUAUUAUUAUUAUUAUUAUUGUUUUGUUUUUUUUUUUUUUAAAUCUGGUUGAAGGUGUGUAGUCGGUAUGCUGCAGAAAUCACUGACCGUCGUGUCCGUCGCUCGCGAUUCCAUUUCAUUCGGUCGUCAGUCACGUUUCAUCCGCGCGAGAGUUCCCCCUUCGUCGUAUUUUAAGUCAAGAGCAUGUCCAUUCAAAGCAGGUGACAUCUCUCGUCGUCCUUCUGUCUGAAUUUUGGUUUUUUUCUGCACAGUCACCUUGUUCACGAUGACACAAGUUAGCGUUUCACUCACAACGUUUCUGAGCACGGAAAAUAAUUCACAACCGUCAUUCGUCGAAAUUUUUUUUUUUUUCUUUUUCUUUCCCCCCCUUCCACGUGUUCUAUAUAUAUAUUUUUUUCUGUACCUAAUUUUCUUUCUCGAGUUGCAUUUGUAUGACGUGUCUGUACUAUGCGCUGUACAUAAGACGUCUGAUUUCUUAAGCUACGGGGAGCGGGAUUGCACAGAGGAGUAUCGCAUCUUGAAAUAAAACAGACAGGUGGACAUUG
Ictalurus punctatus (channel catfish) is the source of this 4266-nucleotide messenger RNA. It is a transcript of the gene map3k7, whose product is annotated as mitogen-activated protein kinase kinase kinase 7. Gene Ontology annotation, molecular function: MAP kinase kinase kinase activity; magnesium ion binding; ATP binding. The coding region runs from base 709 to 2490 and encodes 593 amino acids. Lineage: Eukaryota; Metazoa; Chordata; Actinopteri; Siluriformes; Ictaluridae. Gene Ontology annotation, biological process: positive regulation of canonical NF-kappaB signal transduction; protein phosphorylation; JNK cascade. The transcript has 17 exons. The record is from RefSeq and is a predicted model, not a curated record.